CCACGAUAAAUCGACCAGGAUGAACACUUCCGAUAGUAGUGGAUCAGUAGCAUCUACAUCCACAUUGGGGUCUCGUAAUAUUCCAAACGGAUCAGUGAGGAUUCUCAAGGGAAAGGGGAAAGAGAAGAUGGAACAAUUCACUUUUACAUUGGGCAAAUUGGAUGCUGGAAUGGCCAUUUUAUUAGGUCCAAACGCUCAUCUAUUGGAAUUUCCAUCAUUGUUGCUUCCCACGCCCUCACCAGGCAAUCCACCUCUUGGACCAGGAUCAAUUUUGACCAUCACAGUAUCUCGUGACCUUGCCGCUGAGGCUGAAGCUCAUCGUAUAUUCGAGAAAUUACAAGAUGAUAUCCUGUCGACUUAUACCAUCCCACCUCAAACCCCAGUUUUGAGAAUAAGAAAUGUGACACAGACCAGUGUGUGUGUGGAGUGGGACAAGUUGGAUAUUGGUAGUAGCACCUUUCGAGCACUUGAGAUGUUCAGGAAUGGACAACGAUGGGGUAGAGUAGGGGGGGAAUGGGGUAGAAAAGAAAGAGAGAAAAGAGAAUGGAAAACUGGUGGGUUACAAAGUGGUGAUGAGUAUUCAUUUCAAUUGGUUCUAAAAACAACGGCGGGAAUAUAUCGUUCAAACAUCUUGCGAGUACGUACACACACCAUGGACAAUCUCACCGGAUUGUUAAUACAUUUCGGACCUAUCGAACCUCCCUCCUUACUCGAUCAAUUGCGUCGAUGUCUUCAGCAAAUCGGAGCUAGAGAAAGUCCCACUGUGGCACUGGAUACCACUCAUUAUGUCUGCACUGGUGUGGAGGAUACACGGGAUAGGAAUUAUCAAGAGGCUUUGAGGGUAAAUCUACCCUUGGUGGUUCCGGGAUGGCUUCUGGCCGUAGCUGGGGAACGCAGACUCGUUCCCAUUUCUAGUUACAUCCUUCCAACCCCAGUAGCGAGCUCCGCCCCAGCACCAGCUCCUGCACCUUUCAAACGACCAGAACCUCUCAAGAGAUCUUCUCUACCUUUUUCAGCUCCUUCGUCUCCCAUCCGUGAGAAUACAGAAGAGAUUCGUCGUUCACCUAGUCCGGAGACGAUCGCACGUAUGAGCAUGACUGGGUCGCGCUUGCCCAGUCAGCCUGAACGAAGGGCAAGUAAAGACGUGUCCACCCCCGACAUACCCACGAGAGUCAGAACUCCUAAACCGGAGGCAAUCGGUAAACUCGAUAGAAGCUUCAAAUUUCCAACAUCUGUUCCCAAUAGUGCCAAUAGCCUGACCUCUUCACGCUCGGGUGAUGGCCGAACAUCAUUGCAAGCCUCACGAUCGGUACAAUCGUCAGAUUCACCCAUUGCAUCGUCAGUCCACGAGAUGGAUGAUGAAUAUGUCAAGGCCGUAUCGUCCUCGUCUAUAAAGGCUCCGGCGUCGUACGAAGAGACCACGAUUGCUCACGCUCCCGAGAUCGCUUCCCCGACAGUUUUAACCAACUCAGAACCAGUGCCAACGGAUGCUCCUCUAGCCUCGCCGAAGUCUGCUGCAAAAUCAAAUGGUCAUGAAGUACACCAGGAGGACCCAUCGGGGCUCAAAGCCAUGUCCAUCGACGACGCCGUGAAGGAUUUUCAUCGAGCAAUACAAACUCCGGAAUCGGUCGACACGCCUACUCGACCUGAGGACGCCCACUUCUCUGACACGGCAGAACCUUCACCGGUCACACCUCAGGAAGAAGCGUCUCCUGCCUCGUCGCCUGAAGAUGUUCCACUCGGAUCCCCAGUCGAUCACCUUGAGAGGAGAGACUCGAAAUUGGCGACGAAUCCCUCCCCUUCCCCGGCUGGACAUCCCGCGGCUGAGGACAUACCACCAAUUGCGCCUAGAAGGAAAGUGUCACUUGCACCGAGAGUCAAGUCAUCAGAAGUGAUAGAACAAAAGCAUGGUGCAGGAACUCCUGUCCCAGCUGAAGGCUCGGCCCCGGCGGGUCAUGGAUUCCGAAUACUCGUACUGAUUGCAGCUGGCAGAUCCGGGUCACGAAGUAACAAGCCGUCUGGGGGUACGGUGGGGAAACAUGGGAGCCCCAUAAUCGACUCAUCCGACUCCGUGGCAAGGUUUUAG
Messenger RNA from Tremella mesenterica DSM 1558, 2086 nucleotides. RefSeq lists its product as uncharacterized. Gene Ontology annotation, molecular function: protein dimerization activity. Gene Ontology annotation, cellular component: trans-Golgi network; exomer complex. The transcript is spliced from 7 exons. NCBI's taxonomy places the organism in Eukaryota, Fungi, Basidiomycota, Tremellomycetes, Tremellales, Tremellaceae. Gene Ontology annotation, biological process: Golgi to plasma membrane transport; conjugation with cellular fusion. The record is from RefSeq and is a predicted model, not a curated record. The coding region runs from base 20 to 2086 and encodes 688 amino acids.